UCAGCCAGGAAGGGCUGGCUGUUCUAGGGAUGGGUCCUGCCCACCUCAGAAGUUUCCAGCAGUCACAGAGCAGCGAGGGGUCUUAUCUUGUCUCCCUUUCCGUGGAGAUGGGGUCCCUGCAGGGCUGCAGUGAAAGCCUUCCUAGAAAAGGUCUACAGCCAACUCAGACGGACCAGCAGGCUGAGGCCCGGUCCUACCUCAGCGAGGAGAUGAUUGCGGAGUUCAAGGCCGCUUUUGACAUGUUUGACGCUGAUGGCGGCGGCGACAUCAGCGUCAAGGAGUUGGGUACCGUCAUGAGGAUGCUGGGCCAGACGCCCACCAAAGAGGAGUUGGACGCCAUCAUCGAGGAGGUGGACGAGGAUGGCAGCGGCACCAUUGACUUUGAGGAGUUCUUGGUCAUGAUGGUGCGCCAGAUGAAAGAGGACGCCAAGGGCAAGAGCGAGGAGGAGCUGGCCGAGUGCUUCCGCAUCUUUGACAGGAACGCCGAUGGCUACAUCGACGCAGAGGAGCUGGCCGAGAUUUUCAGGGCCUCUGGGGAGCACGUGACGGAUGAGGAAAUCGAGUCCCUAAUGAAGGACGGGGACAAGAACAACGACGGCCGCAUCGACUUCGACGAGUUCCUGAAGAUGAUGGAGGGCGUGCAAUAAAGCAGCGAUCUCCGCCUUCGCUCUGCCGGCUCGUUCCCCGCCCCACGACGGGGAUGCGGCUCCUUCUGACUCCGUGUCUGGAAGGAAUAAAAAAACAAACGUUGUCAAGCUUGUGGCCUGAGUGAGGGGACCUUCUGGCC
Molecule: messenger RNA, 787 nt
Organism: Ochotona princeps (American pika)
Lineage: Eukaryota; Metazoa; Chordata; Mammalia; Lagomorpha; Ochotonidae
Gene: TNNC2
Product: troponin C2, fast skeletal type
Exons: 6
Coding region: 30-647 (205 amino acids)
Cellular component (GO): myosin II complex
Molecular function (GO): calcium ion binding
Source: RefSeq, a predicted model, not a curated record